UUGAGACUAUCGAAUUAAUCAAAGUCAACGCCUUCUUCUGCCAAUCCUAGCCCGCUGCUAGCAUUAAUUACUGCCUAUCCUGGACCCUGGAUCGGCCGCUAGUGCCCGUUAGAGCCCAGCUGCCCCAGCCAAAUCAAGUCAUCCAUCGGUCACCGUCGAGUGAUGCCCCUCGGAAACUGCGCGUAGCUUCUCCAUUCCUCCCGGGGGCAGCUCAGCGUCUGCUUGCACCUCUCUUCUGUUUCUUUCUUCUUUCUCUCCACCACAACAACCACCCGCACUCUCACAUACACAAACACCAAUCAUCAGGCGGACUCGACGACGACGAGACAGACGCUCCUCUGCUGCGCCCUGCAGAGAAAGGGAGGAGCAUGGACUUGUCCGACUCGGUGGUGGCCCCUCCGCUGGAACGAUCCGUCUCGCAGCAGAGCAACACGUCGUAUCGCUCGCAUCGCAGCAUCCGCACCGGCCGCCAUCGCGCGCUCCUCAAUCACCACCUCAGCAGCUCGGCCAGUAGCAUCGCCGAGAGCGACAAGUCCUUGACGAGCUUCCCCAGCUUCUCGCCCGAGCUGCCGGGCACCGACCGCUUCGCCGACGACCACGACGACGAUGCCGACUACAACCAGCUCACGGCCGCCAUCCGACAGCCCGACAGGACCGUCCGUGCCAAGGAGCUGAGCGGCGCGGGCUCCUCCAUCGUCGACAGCCUGACGUGGCGCAACUCUGCCCGCGAGGCCCUCUUUGAGGAUGCGCCGCUGUCGCAAACCGUGCCCGGCGCCCUACACAAGGCAGACGACAAGCACAUCGAGCGCUUGAUUGCUCGACACGGCGCAGUGACGCUGGUUAGGCAGAUUGCAAGCGAUCUUGCGCAGCGAGAUGCACAGAUAUCCAGCCUGCGGCGGCGGGCCGAUGAACGCGAGAGGGCAUUGAGGAAGAUUAUACGCGAGUGUGGCCUGUCCAGCCUGGAGCUGGAGACGAGGCUGAGGGUGGUGGAGACCGAGCUGCGGAAGAACGGCCACUUUUCAAGAGAUGGAGGUGGACUCAGCGAUCUGAUGAGUGACGCCAUGGGGGGCGCAGUGACGGAGAGUGCGCAUGGGGAGACGGGCAUAGCAGGCGCCACGAUUAGAGCCAGCAGCGGUUCUGCCCUGCCCAGCAGCUCUGACAGCGUCAAGGCACCGGGGACCGUCAAGGGCUGGAAAGACUACAUCUGGGGCGGCACAACGAGGAGGACCAGCCUCAAGGAUGGCGCGCCCAGCAGCAACAGACCUACUGUGAUACGAUCGCAUUCCAGCCUCGCCCAGCGACCAGCGCUGCAGGAUGACCUCUUCGACCCUCCCGCCACUCCGACAAGCAGCGGCCCUGCCAAGAACUCUAGCCGGCCGUCUAGUAUACACUCGGCCUCCACUCCCGAUCGCAAAGGUUCUGCAUCGCUUGCAAGCCUGGCGCUGAGGCUCGUGGCCGGCGGCGCUGUUGCCAGUCGUGAGGCAGAAGCCAGAGGACGUGCCGUUAGCAGUGCUGCCAGAACAGAGACGACCAGGGCAGGCUCGGCGGCUAGUAACCACACCAACCGUUCAUCCCGAGCCGUGUCUGUCGCUGGCGGCCCCAAAGCAUUGAUGGCAAUGGGGAGAUCGACGCCGUCCAACUCCUCGAUCGCCGGCGUAUCGAAAUCCCAAGCCCAAGACCCGCGGGGGAGCGGCGCUGGAAGCUCGCCUGGUCCAUCAUCCUUGCGUGCAGACAAGUUUGGGCCCGUUGAGAUGGACGCCAUACUGCCCCCAGAGUCUCAGCCUCCAACGCUCACGCGCAUCUACAACAAUUACCCCAACAGCGAAUUUCUAACCGAUCGGUUUGGCUUCAUCUACGACCAGCGACGCAAGAAACGGCAACGGGAGGCUUCGCAGAUGGCACAGCAUAUUUCAAACGGCCACCGCAGAGAACUGCUAGGAAACGGCCGAGCAGGCAUCUCACCCAACAUGCUGGACGACGUGCCGAGUUCCAAGGUGAGCGUAUCUAGUGAUCCACGGCCAGGGAGCCCAAGCAGCCAGGAGGAGAGGGCUGCUGGUGAGGACAAGGCGAAGCGCUGGCAGGAUUACCUAAAGAUUGCGACCUUUCCCACCGAGCUGCUGAGCCAUACGCCUGGCAUAAGCGCCACAACUGUGUCUGUGACCGAAGGCGCCGACGAUCGAGCCAGUUCGAACUCCAGCCAGCGGCUAGUUGAGCGCUCAGCUCGUUCGCCUGCGAUAACCCCGACCGAGUCAGGGCUCGUUCCCCUGGCCAGCACGACGACGGCGAUUGACCACGAGACUACUCUCACACAGCCGCCAUCUGAGGACCCAACUCUAGGGACGCUGGUCAAGGAAGAUACAGAGCCGGUAAAGCUGCUUCUUCAGCAGCUGAGCGAUCUGCACGAUGCCCUUCAGCGAGAUAAGACUGCCCAAUGGAAUGAAUUUCUGCGCAAAGUCAGGGCCGAGAGGCAGCGUGAGGGCGAGGCGGCGCUCGCCGCUGCGACGGCAGCUGCCGAAGCUCGAUUCGAGCGCCUAGGGAUAAUCCAGCCCGAGGAGCAGGUGGCUGAUGGAGAAAUGAUUGGCAUCUCUAAUCUGGGCAACAAGGGCAAAGUUGGACGAGCGAAAUGGAACGGCUUCAAGGCGCUGGUGUUGGGCGGCAUCCCUGUCAGCUAUCGGGCAAAGGUGUGGUCAGAGUGCUCAGGGGCAACGGCGCUGCGUAUUCCUGGCUACUACGAGGGGCUUGUCUCUCAGAGCGGGGAGGAUGACGACCCUACGGUUGUGAGCCAGAUCAAAAUGGACAUCAACCGGACGCUCACAGACAACAUCUUUUUCCGAAAGGGUCCUGGCGUGCAGAAGCUUAGCGAGGUGCUGCUGGCAUACUCGCGACGGAACAAGGAUGUGGGCUACUGUCAGGGGAUGAACUUGAUUACCGCCAAUAUUCUUCUCAUUACGCCGUCUGCUGAGGAGGCGUUUUGGAUUUUAGCAUCGAUUAUCGAGAAGAUCCUUCCUCACGGGUACUACGACCACUCUCUCAUAUCCUCGAGAGCAGACCAACAGGUGCUGAGGCAGUAUGUUCGGACGGUUCUUCCCAAGCUGUCAGCGCACCUCGACUCGCUAUCCGUUGAACUCGAGGCCCUGACUUUCCAGUGGUUCCUCUCCGUGUUUACAGACUGCCUCUGUGCCGAGGCUCUCUUCCGUGUCUGGGAUGUGGUGCUGUGCACCAACGAUGGAAGCACGUUCCUUUUCCAAGUUGCCCUGGCGCUGCUCAAGCUCAACGAGAGCAAUCUGCUGCGGUGCGACACGCCGGCUGGAGUGUAUACUUAUAUCAACCACCAGAUGACGGAGCAUGCCAUUAGCAUUGAUGGAUUGAUCCAGGCGAGCGAGGGGUUGAGACGAGUUGUGAGACGAGAGGAGGUGGAGCAGCGGAGGGCGGCGGCUAUUCAGGCUGAGAGGGAUAUGCUCGUUGGGAGAGAUGCUGGAGGGGACAGUGCACAUACAGAUACGGAUGCGACGGAGACUGCUGGUGAUGGUGAUGGUGAUGGUGAUGGUGAUGGUGAUGGUGACGAGGACUCAAGCUGAGUCUGAGUACUGCAUUUUAAGAGGCGGUGUUUCACAAAAAAAAGGGGUUGAAAAAAGUUCUGAUCAGAAUGGACCGGGGAUUGGAGCACGAACGUUGAAUAUGAUACCCAUCACAAAUUGUAGCCUACGCUGCUACAACUGCCUUUUUUUUUACCCCUUUUUUUUCCUUUUUUUUUUUUCAUCUUAUACCAUAUCUCUCUCUUUUAGAAUGUCUUUGGGGAGGGGCUGGCGGAAGGGAAAGCACACGGGCAAGCAAAAAAUACAAAACACUGCGUUUUUUUUUUCUUAAAAAAAAAGGAUAGAUUUGGACUUUUGGACGAAAUUGGUUUUUUUUUUUU
Molecule: messenger RNA, 3916 nt
Organism: Trichoderma asperellum CBS 433.97
Lineage: Eukaryota; Fungi; Ascomycota; Sordariomycetes; Hypocreales; Hypocreaceae
Source: RefSeq, a predicted model, not a curated record